Molecule: messenger RNA, 1464 nt
Organism: Kalmanozyma brasiliensis GHG001
Lineage: Eukaryota; Fungi; Basidiomycota; Ustilaginomycetes; Ustilaginales
Product: Lipopolysaccharide-modifying protein
Exons: 1
Coding region: 1-1464 (487 amino acids)
Source: RefSeq, a predicted model, not a curated record
AUGUCGAGUCUCUUCAACAAGUACGUGCGCGUGCCCACCAGCUCGACACUUCCGACCUCAACAUCAGAUACGCGCGGCUCCUCAUCAGGUUUUGGCCGCGCACGCACACGAUGGGCUCUGAUCGGCGCGGCGCUCUUCGCGCUCCUCCUCUUCUUCGGUCUCGCCUCGUCCGAUUCGGCCGCCUCAGCGACGAUCAAGGCGAAAGCCGGCCAAUAUGCAGGUCGACUCCCGUGGUCCUCCCCGUCCAAACCUACCGGCUUCUCCAGCGUCACCGAUGUCGACGGCUCCGAGUUUUCUCGCUGGAUCAACGGCUCCGGUCGCACCGAUUUGCGGUACGAUUCGCCGUUCAACCCCGAAGACCUCACGCUCACCGAAGACGAAUGCGAUGCCUUCUUCCCCGGUCUCUGGAAGGAAAUCGAUCGCAGCGUCGAAUACUACACCGAGCAUCCGAUGACGGCCGAGUAUCUGGACAAGGUGUGUGACGAUGGCAUCUGGUCGCAUGCGCGCGUGGUGAUCCACAACAAUCGUGUUCACCUGAAAUACUUUCAGCAGUCGGCUUUCACGAGAGUCAACUCGGCGUUGGCGUUGCUGGAUCAGGCGGUGAUGGCCGCGAGGGAGAAGUUGCCCGAUGCCGAAUUUUGUCUCAGUGCCAACGAUUGGGGGUCCAUGGGCAAGUUUUCGCUCGAUCGAGCACCCUAUCUCGUCGAUCUGUGGUUGAUGCCUGACUACGGCUUCUACAGCUGGCCGGAACCUGGGAUCGGCUCCUACACAAACCAUCGAGAAAAGACGCUUGCGAUCGAUCAGAAGGUCCCCUGGAGCAAAAAGAUCGGUAAACUCUUCUGGCGCGGGGCGAUGGGCGUUGGCACUGCCGAUAGAAAAGCCUUGCUCGCAGCUAGCAAAGGUCAACCUUGGUCCGACGUGGAACCUCUCGAUUGGGCCAAUCGCAAAGGCUUUGUGACAAUGGAAGACCACUGCAAGUGGAAAUACCACGCCUUCCCCGAAGGCAUGACCUACUCCGGUCGUCUCCGUUACCUUCAAAACUGUCGCUCGGUCAUUGUGACCCAUGAACCAAGAUGGAUUCAACACUGGACGCAUCUCUACAACGCCGAUCCCACUUCGCCGGAUCAGAACAUCGUUUUUGUACCGGAGUACACGGGCGAAGAUCCAGGCGUCGAGGUCGAGGAUGAACGAGGCAACGUGUAUAGGGAUCGAACGUGGAUGCGAUUGCCCGAGGUCAUGGACGCGUUGUUGGCCGAUGAUGACAAGGCGAAACGCAUCGCGGAUAACCAGUGGAGUUACUUUAGAGAGAGAUACGUCAGUCCCGCUAGUGCGGCGUGUUACUGGAGGAAGGCCAUCAAGGCUUAUGCGGGUGUCCAGCAGUUUAAGGUCAAUUAUACCGGCACAGAGACGAGCUACGAGAGCUUUAUUUUGCUGGGGAACAAGUUGCAGGGUAUCCCGCAAUAG